Messenger RNA from Dothidotthia symphoricarpi CBS 119687, 1272 nucleotides. RefSeq names its product acyl-CoA N-acyltransferase. Bases 49 to 1050 code for a protein of 333 amino acids. NCBI's taxonomy places the organism in Eukaryota, Fungi, Ascomycota, Dothideomycetes, Pleosporales, Dothidotthiaceae. The record is from RefSeq and is a predicted model, not a curated record. Gene Ontology annotation, molecular function: acyltransferase activity, transferring groups other than amino-acyl groups. The transcript has 2 exons.
UUUCUCAUACUCAUAGUGUCUUGGUAAAAUCGACUGUGCAUAUCAAUCAUGUGUGCCAGAUUCGACGCAUCCGAACGCAUACCUUCCUCUUUCGACGACAAUCACUCCCGAUAUCGUGGGCUACAACAUAACUGUAGCCUCUCCCCUCGAACUACCAACUCAAAUUGCAAAACACAGAAUCCCACCAAACCGCACCUAAAGACGAAUCAUGACGGACCUUGUUCUGAUCUACCAGUUUGUAGUUCAAUUUCUACCAUAGUCGCCAAUCCAAAUAUCUUGAGUGAUGCAUCGUCAAGGCCGGACACACCUCUAUCAUCACUCAAUACGCCUCCAACAAGCCCAGGUCCAGGUCCAGGUCCAAGCCUCAAACUUCUCCCACAUUUAUCCCCUGGCUCCAGCGUUGAACCCUUGACGCCAAUCUCUCCGACAGAUCAUAUCAUCCUGCAGCCGUUCGAACCUCAAGACGCCACGGAAGCGGCCAUUCUCUACGACCUCGCGUUUGCCACGAGUGAAGCUCGUUACGUCAUGCAAGAUCCAUCGAAAGUUGAAGAAGAGCGUACGAUGCGUGCUGCGAGUUUCGAGCAAGCUUGCACAAUGUCUAUAACGCGACUAGUCAAAGCAGUAGAUAUGAGUGCGAGCGGCAAGAUUGUCGGAGCCGCUGGGUUUUUCGUUGCUGGCGGUCUUCAGUGGAUGAUGUCAACACCACCCGACGGGGACAGAACCGAUUUUUCUGCCGUCGUGGCAGAGGAGAGAGAGAAGGUUCUCCGAGGAGAUUACAACAUGUGGGAACUUGCUCAGCUCUUCGUACAUCCAAACUAUCAGCGUCAUGGCAUCGGGAAACAGCUUGUAGAGUGGGGUCUGCAGCAAGCAGAUGCUGAGGGCCUGCCUGUCUAUGUGGAAGGCUCCGCUGCGGGAAAAGGGUUGUACGAGCGGGUUGGCUUCACGUCGGUAAAGGCAGUUAGUCUUCCUCGGGCAGAUGGCGAGGUUUACAAGAGGUAUAUCAUGAUCAGACCAGCCCGAGACGCGACAAGCGUUGAAACAUCCAAGUAGGAUGUAUGCAUACCCAGUCAAUUCUCAUGUCUCUCUUCCGGAUUCAAUGAGCACUUGAAUGUUUUGAGCAGUGUUGAAUGGGCGACAUAUAUGCCGCUUCAUGUGUUCUUUGCUUGCACGUCAUCCAUCGUAACUGCCAUACUGCAUCAAGCGCGAUGCGAGCUGCUAGGACUCGAGGCAGGUGCGUCCCGACUUUGAUGUCAUCUCAUUCUGGGCUUCCUU